ACUGCGCGGCUCCACGCCCGCCGCCAUGGGCGCCUCGGGCAGCGCUCCUGCUACCCCCGUGCCCGGUUCCCUCCGCAACCGCCACCUGGCUCACGUUAGCGACCCUCGUUCCCCAAGCGCCGGCAUCCUGCGCACCCCCAUAGAGGUGGUGAGCUCCCCCGCCGGCAGCCCCCAGCCCGGCCCCGCCCAGGCGGGCGUUCAGGACGCCGACCCGCGCUCGCCGACGCCCGGCAUCUACCGCACGCCCAUGAAGGACACGCCGAGCGACAGCGUGGAGUGCCUGGUCAGGCAGCUCGGAGAGGCCUUCGCCGUCGAGACCGUGACCCCGGAGCCGCCGCCACCCGUAGCGGCGCGCGCGCUUGAGGAGCCGGCCCUGCAGGGCGCCGUGGAGCUGCAGCCCGGGAGAGGCCUCGAGCCCGGCUGUGAGGCGGCCGCGCGUCCGCACCGCUGUGCCGGGCCCGGCCUGGCCACGGGGGGCAAGCACAUAAGACGCAAGGCCAGCAACAAGAUCUUGGCAACAUCUGGUGGAAUUGUCCGCUCUCCUUUCAGUAUCCUACAAGAUGAUAAUUCCCCUAGUGCCCCUGUCCAACGCCAGGCUAAGAAGCACAUACUGGGGGAGAACCCUGGGGAAAAGGAAGUGGCAGUGGAUCUGAGCAGGAGCCUCAAAGCUGGGAACUGUGCUUGGAGUGACCUGAACAAAGAAAACCAACACUGUCCUUUUGUGGAGAACUAGAGAUUUCUUUUUCCAAAGAACCUUGCUGUAAUUCUCUUCUUUUGAGAGAGUCCUCUAGGAAUGGAAAAUCCUGAAAUAGACUAAGACUCCAGACUCAUGAUUGCUCUUCUAUUAUCUUCCCAACAGAAAAAGUUGAAUUAUAGAAUCAUUGAGGUUGGAAGAGGCCACUGAGAUCAGCUAGUCCAAGCGCCAAUCAACACAUCUGUGUUGAUCUACUCAUGUUAGGCUUUGUCUAAAAAUAGUUUACUAACUUUAUGUAUUUCAUGUACAGUACAGGCUUUGGUUCUCUGUAGGCUGUACUGACUGUAUAGUUCCUUUAGUAAAUAAAUUAAUCUUAAAACUUA
Molecule: messenger RNA, 1077 nt
Organism: Gallus gallus (chicken)
Lineage: Eukaryota; Metazoa; Chordata; Aves; Galliformes; Phasianidae
Gene: CDCA3
Product: cell division cycle associated 3
Exons: 5
Coding region: 26-733 (235 amino acids)
Source: RefSeq, marked validated